CCAUUCACCUACACCUACACCUACCGUACUUAAUCAUUUAUCCCCUUGAUCGUCUCUGCACCCAAGACCAAGCUUUUAAACGUCUCUCAUAUUCUUCCUUCCUACAAUCUAACCAAACCUAUCACUUACCAACAUUACAACCUCGCCAUGUCCUCCCCCACACCCCCCACAACAACAAAACUGGAGCUUCGCACAGCCUAUGGCCCCGUCUAUCGCGAUGUACUCAAUACACCACCUCGUCCUUGCACAGAUACAGAGAUCCCUAUUAUUGAUCUUUCGAAUAUAAAUUCUCCUGAUUUGAGUGAUCGUCAGGCUUUGGCUGCAGAAGUACGUGCUGCGGCGGUGGGGACGGGAUUCUUUUACGUGAAGAAUCAUGGUAUUGAAGAGGCUGUUAUUCAGAAGGCGAAGGAGCAGGCUUUGUGUUUCUUCAAACAGCCAUACGAAGAAAAAGCAAAGAUAGAUAAAAGUCACUCCCGUUAUUUCAAUGGCUACAUGGGAUUAAAAAGUUCAAACAUAAGUCCCGGAGAAAGUGUAGACGUCAAAGAAUCCAUCGCCUGGCGCUACGAGCCCGAACAUGAUCCAGAUCAUCCCCAACCCCUUUCCUCCAUCCCUGCAGAAGUAAAACCCUGGAUCCGAGGCGAACCCUUCGUCUGGGAAGGAACCUCGCAUCUCCCCAAUUUCAAAACUGACACUCUCGCCUAUUGGAAAUCUUGUCUCUCACUCGCGCGCAAACUCGUUCGAGUCUUCGCCCUCAGUCUCUCACUCCCAGAAGACUAUUUCGAUUCUCGCGUCACCUAUCCCGGAGCCGACGGCCUCUACAAUUACUACCCGCCCAGUACCGAGGCCGAAAGAUCAAACAACAGUGUAGGACUCGGUUCUCAUACCGAUCUCCAACUCUUUACUCUUCUCUGGCAAGAUAUGAUAGGUGGUCUCCAAGUACUCAACAAAGAAGGACAAUGGAUUAUGGCGGUUCCAGUGGAAGGAACGAUAGUCGUCAAUAUUGGCGAUUUUAUGAUGAGACUUUGUAAUGAUAUGUAUAAGAGUACUGUCCAUCGAGUUUAUAAUCGAGCAACCGUGGAGAGAAUUUCGAUGCCGUUUUUCUUUGGACUCAAUUUCAAUUGCGUAGAGGGUGUAAUUUCCACCUGUACUGAUGAAAAUAAUCCACCGAAAUAUGAGCCCAUAUCUUGUGGUGAUUGGUGUCAACUUAGGUUCAAAUCGGAAAAUGAUGAGUUUAAAGAGAAGGCUGCAAUGGCGAAAGCACCCAGUGCCGUUGUUGUCAAGGCUUAAGAUUGGAGGAAAAUCCACUUUGUGUCGAGUUUUCGGAGAUGGGAAACACUCUGUGAUAAAUUUCACGACCAUUGGAAAAUGGUUUUGGAUAUUCUCCUGGAGGAACAUUUAUUACAUCGCAAAUGAUUUAGCGAAUGAAUCUUCACAAAGGUUUAGAUAUGUGUUUAGUCCGUUGAAUAAAUUUAUAUCCCAUUUGACAUUGCAAAUUGAGAUAAAUGUGCUCUGCUAGAUAUUCUUCUAGCAAGUCACGAGCACCAUCCAGCUGUAAAUAACUCUCAACAAAGCGAAGUUUGUAUGACCAUCUCAGGUGCCAUUGAUGUAUCUCCGUGCUCCCAUUCUAGAUUGAAGGUGUGCAUGAUACUUGUAGAACCUCAC
Messenger RNA from Botrytis porri, 1662 nucleotides. RefSeq lists its product as uncharacterized. The transcript is spliced from 5 exons. The record is from RefSeq and is a predicted model, not a curated record. NCBI's taxonomy places the organism in Eukaryota, Fungi, Ascomycota, Leotiomycetes, Helotiales, Sclerotiniaceae. The coding region runs from base 148 to 1287 and encodes 379 amino acids.